This is a messenger RNA of Rubroshorea leprosula, 3211 nucleotides long. NCBI's taxonomy places the organism in Eukaryota, Viridiplantae, Streptophyta, Magnoliopsida, Malvales, Dipterocarpaceae. The record is from the annotation of a GenBank genome assembly.
UGUGAACCCAAUAACAAUAGUUAGUACCAAAAUAAAAGUUUCCAGGUUUCUGUGUCACGGUUUAGCUAAGUUGGGUUGGUAUCAUCCCAGCAACAAUUACAAUAUAAAAGGCCAGCAGAGGCAGCACGCUAGCAAUGUGCACACAUUACUAAUUAAUCAUCAGUAUAUAUUCUUCUUCAUUCCUAGCUAGAUGGCCGAUGAUCUGGCUCUUCUAGAAUACAAGGCUUUUGUUAACUCAGAUGGACAAGAUGCAGACCAUCUUCUUCCUUCAUGGGUUAAUGACCCAGAGGAUGACUGUUGCAAAUGGGAGAGAGUCGAUUGUGACUCCACCACAGGCCAUGUGAUCAAGCUCUCCCUCAGCAAUACCAGGCAGUUUGAUGUACUUUCUUCUAACAUGUAUAAUCCCAAAAACAGCUGGCAUUUAAACAUCUCCUUGUUUCAGCCAUUAAAAGAGCUAAGAAGUCUCAAUUUAUCCUUCAAUGUAAUUGCUGGCUGGAUACAGAACAAAGAAUUAUCUGUUCUUGAGAACUUAGAAGAGUUGGAUUUAGGAUCCAACAUACUAAAUGGCUCGUCAGCUGCACAAGAUGUAACAAGUUUGUCCAAGCUGAGCAAGUUGAAGUACCUAUAUUUGAAGGAUAAUAUUUUGAAUAAAGAUAUUAUCAGAAUUUUGGGCACUCUUCCAUCCCUUAAAUUACUCGACCUUUCAAGAAAUUGGUUAAAAGGAUCAAUUUCCAAUAAAGAAUUCGGUAAGUUGAGCAAUGUGGAGGUGCUUACUUUGAGUCAGAAUGGCCUCAGUGGAAACUUGCCAAUUCAAGGUUUCACAAGACUAAAGAUAUUAGAUUUGAGUCAGAAUCAAUUCAGUGGGGGCAUCCCUCCAUUUGUUGGGCCACUUCAUUCUCUAAAAGCAUUGUCUUUGUCUUCUAAUUUUCAACUUAAUGGCUCCUUACCAAAUCCUGGUUUGUGUGGAUUAAAGAGGCUUCAAGAGUUGGAUCUGAGCCAAAAUAGUUUUGAAGGGACACUUCCUCCCUACCUAAACAAUUUGACAUCUCUUAAACUUUUAGAUAUCUCUGACAACCACUUCACUGAAAACCUUUCCUCAGAUUUGAUGCGAAGGCUCCCAUCAUCCCUCGAAUUCAUGGAUCUUCGUCACAACAAUUUCCAAGGCUUAUUCUCCUUUAGCUAUAUUGAAAAUCAUUCCAAGCUUGAGGUAUUCAUGCUUACAGGCAACAAAGAUAGACUACAAAUUGAUGCUCAAAGUCUUGGUUGGAUCAAUCCAUUGUUUCAAUUGAAGGCAUUGGUACUCUCUGAUUUGCAUCUAAAUAGCAUUCCAGAGUUUCUUUUUUGCCAACAAAGGUUGAGAGUAAUUGAUCUCUCUCACAACAAGUUGAAAGAAGAAUUCCCUAUUUUGCUGCUGCAAAACAAUUAUGACCUCAAAUUUAUGAAUUUCAGGAAUAACUCUUUUGUUGGUGCUCUACCAAGUAGUCUAGGGAACGUGCGUGAUUUGUCCGAGUUGGAUUUGUCAUUCAAUAAUUUCCUAGGAGAAGUUCCUAAAGAAUUGCUUGUAGGGUGUCGUGGUUUGCAACAACUAAUAUUGUCGCACAAUAAACUUGGUGGUGAGAUUUUCUCAUCUGAAUUCAACUUUAGUAAUUUGAUGCUGCUGGAGUUGAGCAAUAAUGAAUUCAUUGGAAGCCUAUCAAAUGUGAAGAUUGAGACAUUGGCCAUAUUUGAUGUUAGCAACAACAACAUGACAGGUCCAAUUCCCACCUGGAUUAAUACAGUAAGUUGGAAAAUUCCAUUAAGGAAUAACUCUUUUGAAGGCCAAUUUCCAUGCCAACAACUUAUGUCUCCGUUGCUUUUUCUUGACCUUUCUCAAAAUUUUCUUUUUGGUCCUCUACCUACUUGCAUUGAUUUCACCACAAUUUGGGAGAUUCAUUUAGAAGGGAACAAAUUCACUGGAUUGUUGCAAGAGUUUCUUCCGAAUUCCCCAACUAGUCUUUCUGUGUUGAAUCUCAAAGAUAACAGCUUGUCCGGUUUCAUUCCAGACCUAAAUGGUACGUUUUUGAAUCUGAAACAUCUUCUAUUGGGAAAAAAUUGUUUAAAAGGUUCGAUCCCAGAGACAUUGUGUUUAUUGGAAAAUAUGACCAUAAUGGAUUUUUCUAGCAACUCUUUGUCUGGAACAAUACCUCCUUGUUUCCAAAAUUUGACCUUUAGGGUGAUGGAGAAUUAUGGUAAAUCUCCUGCACAAACUAUCUCGUUUCACAUCCAGUUUACUGAUGAAGAUCACAUAUAUGAAGAUCUCCUGAAGAAGAAUCUAAACCUCUUCAUAUAUGUUCCGACUAUAGAAGAACUGAUCCAUAAGAUUCAUCUGGUUACUAAAAACAGGGAAAGAUCUUAUGAGGGUAGUAUACUAAAUUUAAUGUCUGCUCUUGACAUGUCUGAUAAUGAUUUGGAUGGAGAAAUUCCUCAACACUUUGGAGUGUUAUCUCAAAUUCGUUCUUUAAACUUAUCUCAUAACUGGUUGACGGAUCCUAUUCCAACUACUUUGUCGAUGCUACCAAAUAUUGAAAGCCUGGACCUCUGCUGCAACAAUCUAAGUGGAAAACUUCCUCCAGAGUUAACCAACCUGAACUUCUUGGAGGUCUUCAAUGUCUCAUACAACAACUUAUCCGGAGAGAUUCCAUUUUCAAUGAUGAUACCACAGUUUUCAACAUUUGACCAUAGCAGCUAUGAAGGAAAUCAGUUUCUCUGCGGGCCGCCUUUGGAGAAAGGUUGCAUAAAUGAUACUGAGACACCACGGUUAAAAUCAUCGCCAUCUGAUUCAAAUAAAGGAAAAUGGUAUGAAAUUGAUCUUGCUGCUUUUCUUGCAUGUUUUUUUCCAGUAUAUCUGGUUUUCUUUCUGUUAAUGGUGUCCCUUCUCUACAUCAACCCUCAUUGGCUAACAAGGUCACUUUAUUUCAUCGAUCAUUAUUAUUCCAAGCUAGUAGUUGCUCUCCGGAUCUGCUAUUAUUCGAGAUUUCAAGUUGUUAAAGCUUGUUAAUGGCCAUCCUAUUAUUGUACAUGGACUGUAGCCAUUCUAUACAUAGUUCUUGCAUGUGUAAGACCAUGUAAUCAUUUUAGUCCUUAGGCCAUGAAUAACUCUUGGUUCUUGUACAAUCAUUAUGUAAAAAACUAGCCUAUACCAGUGUUCUUGCAAUUAAGUUGAAAGUCAUGA